Cryptococcus deneoformans JEC21 is the source of this 566-nucleotide messenger RNA. Its product is annotated as mitochondrial genome maintenance-related protein, putative. Gene Ontology annotation, molecular function: deaminase activity. The coding region runs from base 98 to 502 and encodes 134 amino acids. The transcript is spliced from 4 exons. The record is from RefSeq and is a predicted model, not a curated record. Gene Ontology annotation, cellular component: cytosol; mitochondrion. Lineage: Eukaryota; Fungi; Basidiomycota; Tremellomycetes; Tremellales; Cryptococcaceae.
CCGGUCCUAUAAAAAGUCUCUUCGGUGCAAAUCUGACUUCUUCUUCUUCCCUACUACCAGUAAAUCAAUCAGGCUACUACAGACACUCGUCUAAAUAAUGUCCACCGGCGAAAGAAUCGCCAACAAAGUCGCGGGUAUCGCCCCUCCCCUCCCUGUCUUCUCUCCGGCAAUCAUCUCCAACGGAUUCGUCUACACUUCGGGGCAAAUUGGUGCAGGCCCUGAUGGCGAGCUCGUCAAGGGACCUAUCACCAACCGUGUCAACCAAAUUAUGGACAACCUCGAUGCCGUUCUUAAAGCGCACGGAACAAGUUUGGAACAUACCGUCAAAUUCACCAUCUUUAUCACAUCGUAUGAGACAUUCGCCGAGCUUAACGAAGCCUACUCCAAACGUAUCCCUAGCCCUGCCCCUGCUCGAAGUUGUAUCGGUGUCGCGUCUUUACCAAAGGGUACGGAUGUUGAGAUUGAAUGUGUUGCCGUUUUGCCAAAUAAGGCGAAGCUCUAGAGCUCUUAAUACUUGAAAGUAUUUACAAAGAUUGUAAAUGAAACUCCCUCGAUUAUGCAUUACA